Necator americanus (New World hookworm) is the source of this 2634-nucleotide messenger RNA. RefSeq lists its product as uncharacterized. The coding region runs from base 1 to 2634 and encodes 877 amino acids. Gene Ontology annotation, molecular function: protein binding; RNA methyltransferase activity. Gene Ontology annotation, biological process: RNA methylation. The transcript has 22 exons. Lineage: Eukaryota; Metazoa; Nematoda; Chromadorea; Rhabditida; Ancylostomatidae. The record is from RefSeq and is a predicted model, not a curated record.
AUGCUGUGCGCCAGACUUUGUACGUACUUCUUCGCCUAUGGUCCAGAACUGUGGUUGAAGUUUGUGUAUGAAGAAAUGAUGGAAGUGGAUGAAGUAGAGCAGGCGAAUGAAAUUGUGAAGGAAAAUGCAGCUCUCGUCCAACCUGAUUGGGAUCUUGCUUUGAAGGAAAUGCCUAAUCCGCAAUUUUUCGUUGGACUGCGCAAACACGGUGAAAAAUCACUUUUUGCGAAUGUAGAGAAACAAGGAGACGAAUACAUUUGUGCAGAUUCCUCAAUUCGGGUUUCUGUUCAGCAGUCGUGUAAUUCUCUACAAUUGGAGUAUGCCGGCGCUAAGGCGACGUUCCUUUCUCCUGUGUCUGAAAUUCGAGAUCUCCACGAUUUUGCGAUUCAGUCAAUGGACAUUUCUUGCACUGGAAAUCUUAUAGUUACUUCUGAUACUAAUGGAUCUCUGAUAGUAUCCAAUGUGAUGAAUGGAAGCCUUUUGCGUCACUUAAAAGGUCACACUAUGGAUGUUUAUAAAUGUCGAUUUUUCCCCAGUGGAUUGGUAGUUCUCUCAGCUGGUAUGGAUAUGACAGUGAAAGUAUGGUCAGUGGAAAAUGGACAAUGUCCCCGCACAUUCAGAGGUCACAUAAUGGCUGUGACAGACCUUGCCAUCAUCGGAAUCGGUCGUGAAGUACUGUCCUGUUCACAUGAUGGUACAAUAAUCAAAUGGCUUUGCGCUGAUGGCUCUGAACAAGAACGAUGGAGACCUGAAGCUGGGCCUUGUAAUGCUUUGGCCAUUGAUCGAAAAUCAGAAAUUUUUGCUGUUGCUUGUGAAGCGAAGAAAUGUGUAGUGUAUUCCGUAGAAGGGCCUACCAGAGCUACAAUUGUCACGGAUAAUGUUCCAACUGCUGUUUGUAUAGAUCAUGAGAUGGAUAAUGUGAUUUUUAUCGGUGACGAAGGGGGGAUGGUAUCGGUGUACGAUACGAAGUCGAAAUCUUUCAUUUACCGCCUUCAAACAAACAGAGGCAGUGUAAUGAAGAUAAUGACAAGAGAUGAAGGCGUAUUCGUUUCAUUCAAAGACGGUUCGAUGUGCUGCUAUGUUCGCGAAAGUUCAUCACCUUCGGUUGCACCGACCCCGCUAUACGAAUUCACUGGAUCUGACUGUGACCCAAUUUAUGAUUUCUGUUUCAAUAUGAAACAUCUCUUCACGGCUAGCAGAGACCGAGUAAUGCUAAAAGCACACCAGUUCCUGGACAUAUAUCUUCCAAAACUACAAAAAGUGCAAGUUAGAUUCAAAACGGUCAAGUUCAAGCCAAAGAUUGCCAAGAAUCGACCGCUCAAGACACCGUCUGCUGUUGCGCUGGAUCAUUGCGAUUUCUAUUAUGGACCUAUGUUCGGGAAGCGAUGGCCCAGCAUUAGGUUAGGCUUGCUCACACCGAACAAGUACAUUGCGGUGAUGAACACAUUUUCGAAGAGUUGUGAUGCUCAUGAAGAUAUCCUGAAGGAUCUGAGCACGUUGGACCUUUUGGCGAGGAUCCGAGGGAAAACAGCUGCGGAACGUAUCGAAGCGAAGAAACUCCGUGUUGACAGCGUCGCGAAAAAGGAAACAGAACAAGCAAUGAAAGAAAUGGAAGCAUGUGAGCCGGAACGAACCUCAUCAAGCUACGAGGAUCCACUGAUGCGCACUGCAGCUGGCUUGGCGGAGUUCCAACCUCCAUCGGAAUCCAUUAGUCCAGGCGAAUUACAAAUGGGCAAGAAGAAGCAAAAGAAGGAAAAUCUUGAAAAUUUCCAAGUCACAGGGUUCGAAGCCGAGGGAAUGGAGAUGGUUCGUCGAAAUCAUUUCAUUUAUUAUCCACGAGAACUGCGCUUGAGAUGUUAUGAUCGUGGCGUAUUGUCAGAUUUUCCUCCUCCAGUAAAAGACGACAACGGUAUACCAAGUUGGUGGCUUCUUGACGGAGGAUCACUUGUACCAGUGCUUGCUCUUGGACUGGAAAAAGGCGACUCUUUGUUGGAUGUUUGCGCCGCACCUGGAGGAAAGAGUCUAUUGGCGUUACUGACUAAACUGCCAGAAAAAGUAGUUUGCAACGAUUUCAAACUGGCGAGACUUGGACAACUGAAAAGAGCUCUAUCCACUUACGUUCCGUCAAACGCUGCAGAAGCGGACACGGUGAUUUUGAAAAGAAAAGAUGCCAGCAAUCUAGCCACGUGGGAUGAAUUGAACACUUAUGACAAGGUGAUAGCAGAUGUACCCUGCUCGACUGAUCGCCUCGCUGUAAAUCAGGACGAUGGUAAUAUGUACUCUCCACAAAUGACUAACGAACGACUGAGUUUACCACAAUUGCAAACGAAGAUAUUAAUAAAUGCGUUGCGUUCUGUGAAGGUCGGUGGAUCGGUGGUGUAUUCCACUUGUACAUUAUCCUCGAUUCAAAAUGAAUCUGUUGUCGAGAACGGUGUUGCUAUAGCGGAACAAAAGUUUGGUGUUCGGGUGGUCGAAGAGUCGCUUUCACAACUGGUUACGCAUCUCUCAUCCUCAGGACUCUAUCGUUUCUCUGACCAAUGCCGAACGGGUAUCAGAAGAAUAUUGCACACUGGAGAAGCAGCAGUGCAUUGCGAUACCGUUGAUGUUGGCCUAAAUGGAUGGCACGUGGAUUAG